UUUAUUUAUGGCACGCGCGUGCACGUCGUGCUCUCGGGCUCUGUAACGCUGUCACGGAAUACAAUGUCAAACCUUUUAGGAGUAGCGCGAGCUUCCGUUUCCACACCAAGGGCAGGAGAUCCGUCGUGAUUUGUUUGUUUGUUUGUUUGUUUUGUGUGUUUGUUUAUUUGUGUGUUUAUUUAUUCGUUUUUUUAUUUCGCACCGGACUGACUCAACUUGAAGUGAUUAUUCUGCGCCAAAGUGAUGAUGUCUUCACAAUAAACUAAGCCAAGGUCUAUGAUAGAGCGACGAAGGAAGAAAUGGAGGUGACAAGGCGAAGAGACUCCAGUGGCCAGUUCUCUGACAACUCGGACAAUGACUGUGAGGUACAGAGGAAAGCAGCCUGAAGUGUAACGAAUGUGGGAAAAACAGGGCAAUAAUGGCCAGAUACUCAGAGGGCUAUGGCACUGAGGAGGAGUGUGUCCAGUCCGAUCCUCAGCGAGAGAGCGAUGCAGAUGCAGACGUAGAGGAUGCAGACACCAGACUACAGGUCGUGGGUUCCCUCCAGCGAAUCAGCUCUCGGAAGCGAAGACGUCAGCGAGUAACCCGGCAAGACACCACAGAGAGUGAGGACGAUGGGGGGCAGAGCCAAAGGAACCACCGCUGGAGUCUGAGAUUGAGUCCCCAUCGCUCACCCAACAGAACCAUACUAGAGGAAAGUGUUUCUCAGGUCAGGCCUCUGGUGAUUUGUCACUGUAAUCCAGCAGAUACCCCGGCUGCUUCAGAUAACCACCCCGACAAAGGAAAAUGGUUGACGAACAUAUGGCCUUUCUCUCUUUCUUCACCUCUUUUCUUCUUCCUGCUGUUUCUUCCCCUCUUUAUUUCCAUCAUAAUUGUGUUCUUUUCGUUCCUUUUCCCGCUCACGAAUACCUGACGUCCUCUGCAACAGGUACCUCAAGGAAUCUUUUUUGAUGAUAUUGUUGAUGAUGUGUACUAUGAGAAGCACAAAAAUUGGCCUUGAAGUGGAAGUGUCAUGUCUGAUACAUGCCAGCAAGUGGAUAUUAGUUGCAUUAAUUAUUUGAAAUUUUGAAAGAGUUUAAAAUGUCUGAAAGUUUAGUAAAUCCAUAAAAAUCACUGAUUUUUUUUGUCAGGUUGCUGUAAUAAUCCAUCAUAUUGCAUUUAUUAAUGGUUAUAAAAAAAAUCUAAAAUCCUAAUUAGAUUAUUAAUUUCCUAUUUAUUAUUACGGCUUGUUAUUAAAUGUCACCAUGAUUGUUUUGAGCUCCGACGUUAUUCUUACAUCACCAGUGCGCGUCUGUGUACAGUAUGUGUGUACGUACAGUAUAGAUGCUUGAUUGUUUGAUGGCCAAAGCAUCAUAGUAACAUGAUGCGUGUGUGGAAAGGUUUAAAGCAGAAACAAAUUACUAUGCAAUGUACAAAGUCUUUUAGGAUAGGUUUAUGAUAGAAAAUGCACAUUUCUGUUUUCAUUUUGUGAAUGCAUGGCUUUUUAAACUCAUAUUAAGCAAACCUCAACUGAUGCAUCAGAGCUGUGAUAAGUGGCAGAGCCUAUUACUUAUUUUGAUUAGGUUUUACCUAAAUGUUUUAAUAUUUAAGUGCUAGUUAUUUUUAAGUGUGAGGUACAUUUAAUGUUGUUUACUUUUCCUAUAUUGUACAUGCUUUUUUUUUUUUUUUUUUUUUUAAGUUAUCUUUAUAGCAGCCCUGAUGCAAUUGCUCAGGCAUUCCUAUUACAUAUUAUGUUAACUGCUAUUUAUUUUGUGCUUUUAUGUCACAUGCUUCUUCACAUUUCUUUCCAUGUCAUUUCAUGGUCUUAUGCUUUUCUUCUUAAGCUUUAAAAUGAAAAUGAGGUGUAUGUGAAAAUUUUGGGUCCAUUUGAACAUGAAUAAAAAAUAUGGUU
Clarias gariepinus (North African catfish) is the source of this 1891-nucleotide messenger RNA. RefSeq lists its product as uncharacterized. The record is from RefSeq and is a predicted model, not a curated record. The transcript has 6 exons. NCBI's taxonomy places the organism in Eukaryota, Metazoa, Chordata, Actinopteri, Siluriformes, Clariidae. Bases 419 to 913 code for a protein of 164 amino acids.